Molecule: messenger RNA, 2025 nt
Organism: Schistosoma turkestanicum
Lineage: Eukaryota; Metazoa; Platyhelminthes; Trematoda; Strigeidida; Schistosomatidae
Source: the annotation of a GenBank genome assembly
AUGAGUUCUGGUGAUAAUUAUUUCUGUACUACACCGUUGGAAGAAAGAGGAAAAAAUAAUUUCACACCUCAUAAGAUGGUUGAUUUGAAAAUGGAAAAUUUAUGUCAAAAUGAUUCUAUCAAAUCAAAUGUUCAAUCAUUUGUACAAUCUAAAUCAUGGAAUAAACCUAAUGAUUCUGAUGAAGAUAUAUUGGGCAAGAAUACAAAUGAUGUAAUAACAUGGAAUCAGUAUAAAUCUGUUGAUCAGCAGAACGACUGGCUACCUUAUUCUAUUUCAGCAAUGAAUAAGAAUAAUAAUUGUCUUGAUUCAAUGACAAAUACAUCUGAAAGUCACAGUAUUCAGGAUUAUAUUAAUGAAAUUGAAACAAAACAGAUGAAAUUAAUCGAUGUUUCCAGUGUUUACAUACAGGAUGAAUUGAAUCAUUGUGAUGCUUGUACACAGAUUGAAGUGAUCAAGUUGGAUAAGUUUGUGGAAGCCACAAUAGAUUCUGUUGAUAUGGAGGUUCAGAUUGUAGUUGAUAGUGAAGUGGAGAACCGUGAAGAAAUGGUCCCAUUGUCUGAGCUAUCAUCGCUAGUAGGAGAUUUGAUGGAUUCGGAAGAUCUCAAUAAUACAUUGCGUGAAGAAAUUAGUAGUCUUACAAAACAACAAAUAGAAUUGCAACUUGAUAAUGCGACUGUGCGUGAAAUGUUAGUGGAACGUGAAAAUGAUCUAACCCGAGUUAAAGAACAAUUACUUAAAGCAGAGGAAAAGUGUAAACGUCUCAGUAAACUAGUGUUACGACGUAAAGAAGCUAUUGUAGAACAAGAUGAAGACAUAUUCCUUCUGAGUGAAGAUAAACAAUCCUUAGAAUUGAAAGUCACGCAGUUGGAAUCGGAAAUCAAAGAGUUAAAAACUAGAGUUGAAUGUAUUGAUAAUGCUAACCUGAAGUCUUCAGUAUCAAUACAAACAGAUUUGCCGAUCUCAAGGUCAAUUUUCUGCACAAAAAUGGUUCAAACAGAUGAAAUCCCAGUUUCGCUUGAAAAUCAAACAGUUGUAUGUUGUGAUCUUGAAGAUUUUCAUUCUAACCAUGCACAAGAAUAUAUUCGUCGAACGUGUGUAAAAUCCACACAUAAAGAAGAAGAGUCACCCAACUCAACAUUUCUAUCAUCAUCAGAGAGUGAUGCACCUUGUGGAGCUGUCUCAGCUGAGCUUAAUAAAUUAUCUAAUCGUCUGAGAGAAGAGAGUAUUCGACUUGCAACAGCGACCGCGAUCGCAAGUGCUCGUCAGUCUGUCUGUGAUAGACCAGAGAGUUUUGCUUUCAAUAAACCAAGUGAUAAUGAAGAAACCACCGUAAAAGUAGAAGACGAUGAAUGUGGCCCUUCGAUUAUUGAAAUGCGUAAUUCCUAUGGUGAUUUGAAGGCAGCGGUAAAUGAAGUGACCAAAAUUAUACACAAUAAUCCAUGGAUUAGUAAGGAGCAAUCUAACGAUGAAGAUAACGACGAGACAAUGAAACGUUUCAUGAGCCGACUAUUAGUUUCAUUAACUAAAGCUUUGGAUACGGAUGAGAAACUAUGGGUUUCAGCAAUCACUUCCUCGGUUGCCAAAACAUGUGAUAAACUUCGCAGUAGGACAACAUUAUCAGUUCCCGAUUUAGGAGUGGAGUUCCCGUCAGGGAGUGUUUUAUGCCAAAUUAUACAACAAUUGACAGAACGAAUAUCAGCUUUUAUGCGUCGUGAAGAUGAGUUUCGCAAAUGUCUUAUUGAAGUUCUUCAUGUAGAAGAAGCUUCAUUCAAAUCUGAAUUGAAGACUCAUGUUAAUCGUUCAGACGCUUUGAUGGAGGAAAUUAUUCGUUUGACUAAAGUUGUAAACUCAUUGUCGGAAGAAUUGAAUCAUGCAAAUAAUCGAACUAAUGAAAUGCAAAGUCAACUAUGUGAUACAAAAGUUGAUCUAGUUCAUACGAAGCAUAAAUUACAAUUAAAGGAAGAUGAAGUCGAACGUCAACGAACUGAUGUUGAACAGUUAAGGUUAGUUAGUUUCAAUAGAUGA